This is a messenger RNA of Copidosoma floridanum, 456 nucleotides long. Its product is annotated as caveolin-3. The record is from RefSeq and is a predicted model, not a curated record. NCBI's taxonomy places the organism in Eukaryota, Metazoa, Arthropoda, Insecta, Hymenoptera, Encyrtidae. Gene Ontology annotation, biological process: caveola assembly. Gene Ontology annotation, cellular component: caveola. Gene Ontology annotation, molecular function: molecular adaptor activity.
AUGGUAAGUUCUUCCAUGGGCGACGACAGUAUCGAUCUAGAAGAUAGGGAUCCUCACCAUCUCAACGAACACGUGCAGGUAUCAUGGGACGACGUGAUAGGCGAGCCAGAUGGGAUCAAAAGCCCAGAGUGUGCCUGGCGACUGAGCAACUACUGUUUCAGAUUGUCCCGGAACUUUUGCUACAUUCUGCUGUCGGUCGUGGUCGCACCUGUCUUUGCUCUUUUGCUUGGCCUCACCUUUGCGUGCCUCGCCUUCGAGCACAUAUGGUGCAUCGUUCCGUGCUUGCGUGUUUGGAGGAUACUGUGCCUGGCGACCAGGAACUUUUGCUCGGCACUUGUCCAAGCAACCGUUCGACCCUGCACUGAGUCUCUCGGUUAUUGUUUCUACAACUUGCGGCUACUCAGGGACAAACUGCCCGACAGUGCUGGGCGCAAGGACGACAUCCGCAUCGUCUGA